Messenger RNA from Salvia hispanica, 1438 nucleotides. Its product is annotated as Glyceraldehyde-3-phosphate dehydrogenase-like family protein. Gene Ontology annotation, biological process: aspartate family amino acid biosynthetic process. Lineage: Eukaryota; Viridiplantae; Streptophyta; Magnoliopsida; Lamiales; Lamiaceae. Gene Ontology annotation, molecular function: homoserine dehydrogenase activity. The record is from RefSeq and is a predicted model, not a curated record.
ACACAGAGAGCAAAUUAUUCCCCUCAAUCGAACUUCCAAAAGCAGUUCAACAAUCGGAAUCGAGUUGCCACCAAAUUGCUCAAACCAGAGUGAUUGGAGAAUGGCCAGCAUUCCGUUGCUGCUGAUGGGCUGCGGCGGCGUCGGCCGCCAGCUCCUCCACCACGUCAUCUCUUGCCGCCCUCUCCACUCCCAACAGGGGGUGAGGCUAAGGGUGGUGGGAGUGUGUGAUAGUAAAUCUAUGGUGGCUAUACCGGAUGUUUUGACCUCCGAAUUCCGUGAUGAUUUUUUGCUGCAACUUUGCGUGAUUAAGUCCAACGGCUCUUCUUUCCUCGAUCUUACUAAAACUGGCGAAUGUCAAGUGUAUUCCGGUGAAGAAAUUGGGAGGAAAGUGAUUGAUGUUGCUACUGCUCUACGUAGUUCAAGUGGUCUGGCAUUAAUUGACUGCUCAGCGAGCUCUGAAACUACUGGGCUGCUGAGUCAAGUGAUUAACUUGGACGGCUGUGUGGUCUUGGCGAACAAGAAACCACUUACUUCUCCAUUGGAAUAUUAUGACAAGUUGGUCUCGCAGCCUCGACGCCUUAGACACGAGUCAACUGUUGGUGCAGGUCUUCCUGUCAUAGCAACUAUUAAUCGAAUGCUUUCAUCAGGAGAUCCUAUCAAUCGCAUCAUUGGAAGUUUGAGUGGUACCCUGGGCUAUGUGAUGAGUGAGGUUGAAGGCGGAAGACCCUUUAGCCAAGUUGUCACUUCUGCAAAAAAGCUUGGAUUCACUGAACCUGAUCCUCGGGAUGAUCUUGGCGGGAUGGAUGUCGCUAGAAAGGCACUGAUCCUUGCACGACUUCUUGGACAUCGUAUUGAGUUGGACAGUAUCAAGGUUGAAAGUUUGUAUCCAGAAAAAAUGGGACCUGCUAAUAUGCCCCUUGAUGAAUUUUUGGCAAAAGGCCUCCCCUUGCUUGAUGAAGCUAUCCAAAAACGCAUAGAAAGUGCUGCUUCAAAUGGAAAUGUUCUGCGCUAUGUUUGUCUGAUCGAAGAGUCUAGGUGUGAAGUUGGUUUGCAAGAAGUUUCAAAAGAUUCAGCCUUGGGUAGAUUGCAGGGUAGUGAUAAUGUGGUCGAGAUAUAUAGCCGCUGCUAUAGCAAACAACCACUGGUUAUUCAAGGUGCUGGAGCAGGCAACGACACUACUGCGGCGGGUGUCCUUGCUGAUAUCCUUGACAUACAGGACAUGUUUCGACACUCAACUUCUGCGGCUUGAUCACUGCCAAAUACAGUACCAGUGUCGAUUUUCUAGGGGAAAUUCAAAUUUUUAUGAUGCAGUUAAUAAAGGGUUUAUCGUUUCGCCUUAUCUGGCAUAGUAUUAUAGUAAUGGACGUUUUGAUGUAUUUGAUUACAAGGAUGGAUUGCUGGAAACUUUUUGUACUACUACGUAUUCAUUCAACUUCAA